Molecule: messenger RNA, 1698 nt
Organism: Nannizzia gypsea CBS 118893
Lineage: Eukaryota; Fungi; Ascomycota; Eurotiomycetes; Onygenales; Arthrodermataceae
Product: RNA transporter 2
Exons: 2
Coding region: 1-1698 (565 amino acids)
Cellular component (GO): cytoplasm
Molecular function (GO): guanyl-nucleotide exchange factor activity
Source: RefSeq, a predicted model, not a curated record
AUGGCACCAGCACGAGCUUCGACGCGUGCUAAAGCAACCACCGCAAAAGCACCCACGAAAGCAAAGCCUUCGACUACGAUGGCCAAAAAGGCCGGAGUGAAGAAGACGGCUCCGGUAUCUACUACUAAGAAGAAGACUACAGCUUCUACAGCCGAAACAAAGAAGACAAAACUCAAGACUGAUGCUGCAAGGGCUGCCGUUGGCGCCAGCGCGAAAGCUACCACUAAGCGCAAGAUGGCAUCGAAUACCCGCGCAGCGGACGCUGUAGAAGGAGCUCCGGCUCCUCCAGCCCGCAAGCGCAAGACCUCCGCCGAAGAAGAGGUAGAAAAGGCGGCUGUUGAGCCAAAACCCAAGAAGGCUCGCGUCGCAAAGGCCCCCGUCACCCGCAAACCCAAGCCAAAAGUGGUGAUAAACAAGGCUCCCUCGCAAAAACUGAGAGUUUUUGUUUGCGGAGAAGGUAGCCAGGGAGAGCUUGGCCUUGGAUCCGCUAAGGGAACUGUUGACGUGAAGCGCCCACGUCUGAACGCCCUAUUGGCAGCCGAGGAUGUCGGCGUGGUCCAAGUUGCCGCGGGUGGGAUGCACUGCGUUGCGCUGACCCACGACGGCAAGGUUCUCACCUGGGGUGUCAAUGACCAAGGGGCUUUGGGUCGUGACACCACCUGGGAGGGCGGCCUGAAGGAUAUUGACGAUGCGAAGAGCGAUUGCAGUUCCGACAGUGGCAGUGAUAGCGGCCUGAACCCCCAUGAGUCCACCCCAACAGCCCUUCCAUCCGACGCGUUUCCUGAGGAGACCAUCAUCGUUCAGGUUGCCGCCGGCGACAGCUCGUCGUUCGCGCUCACUGACGAUGGCUUGGUGUAUGGCUGGGGUACAUUCAGAGGAAAUGAAGGAAUCCUAGGCUUUGAUGCCGAGACCAAGGUUCAGGCCACUCCGAAACUGAUCCCUGGCCUCAAGAAGAUUACUCAUAUUGCUUGUGGUGACAACCAUGCCCUCGCUAUCGACAGCCGUGGCGCCGUCUUUGCAUGGGGAUCUGGCCAGCAGAACCAGCUUGGCCGCCGCAUUGUUGAACGUAACAAGCUCAACGGACUACAACCUCGCGAAUUUGGUCUUCCAAAGAACAUAGUCCAUGUGGGCUGUGGCUCAUUCCAUUCGUUUGCCGUUCAUAAAUCUGGCAAAGUUUACGGCUGGGGUUUGAACAGUUACUGCGAAACUGGCAUCCAGCAAGGUGCUGGAGAUGAUGAAGCUGUCAUUCUUCACCCCACUGUCAUCGACUCCCUCAAUGACAAGAGCAUUGUUCAGAUUUGCGGGGGCUCUCACCACACCAUUGCUCGCACAGCUGAUGGAGAAUGUCUAGCUUGGGGCCGUAUCGACGGCUUCCAAUCUGGCCUCAAGGUCGAUACCCUGUCCGAUUCUGCUGUUAUCAAAGAUGAUAGGGACCGUCCUCGUGUUUUGUUUGAACCCACUGCCGUUCCUGGCUUCAAAGCAGACUAUGUUGCAGCUGGUGCAGACCAUUCUAUUGCCAUCGACAACGAAGGUCGCGCGUGGACCUGGGGCUUCUCUGCCAACUACCAGACGGGGCAAGGAACCGACGAUGACAUUGAGGUUGCCACUAUCGUUGACAACACUGCUGUCCGCGGGAAAAAAUUGAACACUGCCGGCGCUGGUGGGCAGUUCUCUAUCUUUACCGCGGUUGCCGAAUAA